Messenger RNA from Trichoderma virens Gv29-8, 2136 nucleotides. RefSeq lists its product as uncharacterized. NCBI's taxonomy places the organism in Eukaryota, Fungi, Ascomycota, Sordariomycetes, Hypocreales, Hypocreaceae. Gene Ontology annotation, biological process: regulation of transcription by RNA polymerase II; chromatin remodeling. The transcript has 2 exons. The record is from RefSeq and is a predicted model, not a curated record. Gene Ontology annotation, cellular component: nuclear chromosome; nucleus; SWI/SNF complex. Gene Ontology annotation, molecular function: transcription coregulator activity. Bases 1 to 2136 code for a protein of 711 amino acids.
AUGCCGGCUCCGGCGACGGGCCCAGGAUCGACGACGUCGGCCACGGCCUCUGACGAUGCGAAAGAUGCCGCCUCCAGGUCCGGGUCCUCGGACAUGCCCGUGCGCACAAAGGAGUCCUUUGACCGGCUAAUGGUUGAGCGCUACACGAUGCGCGACUCCAUCGCCGCGUCCGCCCUCAGCCAGCAGCUCAACCAGACCAUGAAGUCAUCGCACGAGAUGCGCGAGAUGAUCAACGAGUAUCGAUCCGUCCGCAACGCAUACCAACAGUGGUUUCCCCCCAGCAAGCUGUACGGCGAGGGCUACAAUGGCUAUGCCAAUGGGUACACAGAGAACCACGGCCCCUCUCGAGUCGUGUAUCCUUCCCAGAAACCUCGUCCCGGCCACCGGACUACGCCUCCCCUCAAAUACAGUCGAAAGGAUAUGCUCAAGCAGGCCGAGCAGCACGAGGAUCUGGUGCCCCUGAGGCUGGAUGUUGAGUGGGACAAGAUUAAGCUGCGCGACACCUUUACUUGGAACUUGCACGAGCGCCUCCUGGCCGUCGAGCUGUUUGCUGCACAGCUGGUCGAGGACAUGGGCCUGAAGCCUCCGGCCUCACAGCCUGUAUAUGAACAGGUCGUCCUGCAGAUGCGGGAGCAGCUCAACGACUUUUACCCUUUCGCAUAUUCCGAAGAAGAUGCUUUGGACCCGGAACUCCCCUAUUCGGCCUACAAGAACGACGAGAUGCGUAUUCUGGUCAAGCUCAACAUCACAAUUGGACAACACACCCUGGUGGAUCAGUUCGAAUGGGAAAUCAACAACCCAAGCAACUCUCCCGAAGAGUUUGCCGCCGGCAUGACUCGAGACCUCUCUCUGUCUGGGGAGUUUACCACGGCCAUUGCCCACUGCAUCCGCGAGCAAUCACAGCUCUUCACAAAGAGUCUCUACAGCAUUGGCCACCCAUUCGAUGGAAGGCCGGUCGAGGAUUCGGACCUAGUGUCUGCUUUCUUGCAGACACCAUUGCCGACUGUUUUCCGCCCGCAGCAACAGGCCAAGGAAUACGCCCCCUAUCUGUAUGAGAUGAGCGAAGCCGAUCUAGAAAGAAACGAGACAGUCUUUUCCCGGGACCAGCGGCGGCAGAAGAGAUCAAUCAACAGGAGAGGUGGACCCCAGCUUCCCGACCUCAAGGACAGGCAGCGUACCAUCCGCACUCUCAUCGUAUCGUCUGUGCUACCUGGAGCUGCGGCAAACAUUGAGGAGAGCAGGCUGUACAAGAAGGUGGCUGGUCCUACUAGGAAGCGGGUGGCUCGAGAUGGUGAGAUAUCCGAGUCUGAAGAAAGCGAAGACUCGGCGCCUGAUUCUCCGGCGCCGUCAAAUAUGGCCGGCACGGCUCGCACCAGAAACAUGCGCGGUGCCGCAUCUGCCGCCCAGCAGAGAAUGGCAAACCUGGGCCGGUCAGAAACGCCAGAUAUAGCCAGCCACCAUCACGAAACCAGAACAUCUCGCCGCUUCCGUGAAGAAACGGAAGACCGCACAGAAUUGGUGGUGACGUUGAGAGUCAACAGGGAGAAGCUAAAGCGAAUCAUACGAGGCGACUACCGUGAUCUGGCUACUUCCUCCGUGCCACCAGAAACCCCUUCUUCAACUUCCAAUAUACGAACACCGACCUUCACAGCCCCGCCAAAGCCUAAGGCGUUGACACCAGUCCCAACUCCGGCUCCAGCGGGAUCUACGCCUCAACCAGCAGCGGCCGGCACCGGAGCCGUUCCUCCAGGACAGAUAGGCCGCCUACCUGCGCCACCGCUCAUUCCUGGCCAAUCUCCUCCCCCAGCACCUCCGCCACCUGAAUGGCUUGUGCAGUCAUUAAAGGAGCUCGAGAAGCAGUAUCCGAAUGGCGACAGGUUUGAGGCCAUAAUGAAGUACUCACACCUUGACCCCGUCACGGAGCUGCCCAUCCAGACACAGCCCAUGCCAGAGGGCGUUAAGUAUGCCUGGCUCCCGCGAAUCCGUUGUCUGGACUGCACAACGAAGCUUUAUACUCCUGGCCCGGAUAUGACGGCACAAAAGUUCGAGGCCCAUCUUAGAUUCUCUGGCCACCGCGAAAAAGUCAGAGCUAGGCUAGCACAUCAAGGCGCUGGAGCAUCUUCUUCAACGUCAUGA